This is a messenger RNA of Scomber scombrus (Atlantic mackerel), 1266 nucleotides long. RefSeq lists its product as uncharacterized. Bases 62 to 856 code for a protein of 264 amino acids. The transcript has 2 exons. Gene Ontology annotation, biological process: positive regulation of DNA-templated transcription. NCBI's taxonomy places the organism in Eukaryota, Metazoa, Chordata, Actinopteri, Scombriformes, Scombridae. The record is from RefSeq and is a predicted model, not a curated record. Gene Ontology annotation, cellular component: nuclear body.
AACACUUUGUUGAGUUGAGACAUUUUAGCGAUAGAUCUUUUUAUUCCCCCAAAAAGAGAGGAUGCACAACUGGCAGGAGAACGAGAUCAAAGAACUUCUGACCAUCCGGGGGUCUGAGGCGAUCCGAAACCAGAUCACAGGGACGGCCAAGGACUCUGUAGUUUACAACAGGAUGACCAGACUGCUGGCGGAGAGAGGGGUGUACAGGUCCCACAUGCAGAUUGUAAGCAAACUGAAGGCGCUGAGGAAGCAAUACACAAAAUACCACCAGCUGAUGAUCCGCUGCGGGACAGACCGGGUCGACUGGCCGUUUUACGAGCAGUGUCACCAGGUCUUCUCCAUCGCCCCCUCUGCAAACCCGGUGAAGCGGCGGCGGCGGAGUCCCACAUCAUCUACACCCACAUCUCCAACUCCUGCCAACAGAGAGGAGCAUCAGGAGGUCGUAGUCAGCCUCUGGGACGAAGUGGACGAAGCAGACAUCCAGAAACAGCUGGGGCCAGUGGAGGCGGAGGAGGACGAGGAGCAGUACAGCUCAUCAGAACAUUUACAGCCCAUCAUGUGCACCGUUCCAUCGAGGAAGAGGAAAACAACAGUGAUGGAGCAGGUCUCUACGUUGGUUUCGGCGACGGUCACCCAGCUCAAAGAGAUGGACGCCGCCAUGCAAGCUCAGGAGGACGCACGGCUGCAGAGGUUAAUGGACCACGAGAAGGAAAUGCAGAACAGUCUAAUGAGUCAGCUUGUAAACAUGCACGAAAGGAUCAGUCGAGAAAACCACGAGAGACACCUGGAGCUGGUGGACAGGAUACUCUCUAGGUUCCCCUCACCUUCAGCACCUUCAGCACCUUCGGACCACUGACCGACUCUUUCUGUGUGAGUGAAGGCAGCCUAUGACAGGAUUAUUCAGGUUUAGGGAACACUUCUGUCUCUCUCCUCCUCCAGCUGAACAGUGCCUAAACCCACAUUCCUCAUUUACUUGAUAAAAUCUUUGGUUUUUUUUUUUUACUACCCGGGGAGCUGUCGCUGGACCUCCUUGGGGGUUAUUGCAGAAGCCGUGAUGAGCAGGAACAUUACACACGUACUGUAUCUACUUCGUGCAGCAGCCAAGAAAACAAUAACACUGAACUGGCUUUAAAAAGAAAAAGAAACAAGCGAUGACACAUGACAGUCAGUAGUUAAUGAAAAUUCCACCAUGGAAAAAAAAAAAGACUUUCCUGCUGAGACUGAGAAAUGCACACUUCACAGACCAAUGAUCACCUUGAUGUGUUC